AUGUUCAAUGAGACUGUCAGCGCUGAGGAUAUCUGUAUGUGGCUGGGUAGACACUGCACUGUGAGAGGCCAGGCUAUGAAGGUGCGGGAUGUGGACGGCAUCUGGAACUGUGCUUGGCGGGUCCCCAUUAAACAAUGGGAAGACCCCCAAGGCUUCCAGGGCCUGAAGCAUCUCCCCUCAAUGAUAGUCCUGGGGGAGAACAGGGGCUACAUUCACUAUCAAGGCCAACCCAAACUGUGUCGGAAGUCCUCUGAUUGGAGGAGAGGAGGAGAGGGCGGGAAGCGGGGAGGGGAAGGAAGCCCCCCCCCCAGACCGAAACAUCCAGUGAGGGGGGGGGAGAUGCUAACCGAAGGCGGAGCUAGCUCGGACUCUGAGGAAGAACAGACGGACAGCAGCGAUGAUGCCCCCCUCCCCGACGCCCAGCUGGCUAAGAGGCCGGCAUCUGAGUCACCUCCCGACCUUACCCCCAAGGUAGGGAAGAGAGGAAGGCUGGAGGAACUCUUCGGUUCUUUCGGAGAGGAAUCCAGAGCCUUCCUCGCUGGCUCAUCCAAUGAGGCCUCGUUCCUAGACUUUGCUCACCAAUCAACCCCGGAGGACCCAAACAAGGACUGGGAACCAGUGACUCCAGUGCGCGGCCUCCUGUGUGGAGACGCCUCCACCGUUUGGCGCAACGUGAGCCAUCCCGUCCUUCCAAACAGACUCCAGGACCUGUCAUGGAUGGUGGCUCAUGGGAUCCUGCCGGUCAGAGCCGUUAUGCACUCCUGCGGCAUGUCUGCAACGUCCAUCUGCCCCCGACCCGGUUGUGGCGCGCCGGAGUCGGUGAGGCACCUGCUGUGGGAGUGCAGCGCUGCUGUGGACCUGUGGGCGAAGGCCGGCUCCUUGCAAUUCCCACACUUGCCAGCAAGGGAGGUCCUCGAACCACAGCUAGUGCUGUACGGGGUGAGCCAGCAGAAAAUAAAGAAAAAGGACUUUGCUGAGAUGUGGCUCACCCUAGCCACCAUAAAAGACGCCAUUUGGACCUCCAGAAACUUGCUGGUGAGCAGGCGCAGGCAGAUGCCCCCCGUGGCUGUGAUCCGGAUGGCGGCAGCAAAAAGAACAACAUCAAGGGCUGCAGGUGGCGCGCCAAGGACACAGCCACCAAGAAAAAUCGCCUGCGCCUCCGUGGACGAAGGAGCCGGCGCUCCACGAGCAGAGGUCCAAGCAGCGGCGGCCUGGCUCUCCGGGUGAGGCAGGAGGGAAGGAGCUUCAGGGCAGGUUUCCCCUCUGAGCACCAGCGCUGUUU
Molecule: messenger RNA, 1282 nt
Organism: Xiphophorus maculatus (southern platyfish)
Lineage: Eukaryota; Metazoa; Chordata; Actinopteri; Cyprinodontiformes; Poeciliidae
Exons: 4
Coding region: 1-1227 (408 amino acids)
Biological process (GO): activation of innate immune response
Molecular function (GO): RNA binding; double-stranded DNA binding
Source: RefSeq, a predicted model, not a curated record